Molecule: messenger RNA, 3269 nt
Organism: Asterias rubens (European starfish)
Lineage: Eukaryota; Metazoa; Echinodermata; Asteroidea; Forcipulatida; Asteriidae
Product: matrix metalloproteinase-16-like
Exons: 10
Coding region: 400-1959 (519 amino acids)
Biological process (GO): extracellular matrix organization; collagen catabolic process; proteolysis
Cellular component (GO): extracellular matrix
Molecular function (GO): zinc ion binding; metalloendopeptidase activity
Source: RefSeq, a predicted model, not a curated record
CAACAUGAUCAUGUCAUGCAACAUGAUCCAAAAUAUUGAUAUCAGAGCAAAUAAUUCAAUAUUCUUCCAAUCUUCGGUUUGAUUUCCCUUAAAUCCAAGUUCAACUGCUAAACGUAUGUUUGACCCUGGCCCCAUUUAAACCGAUCAAGCAUCAUUGAGAAACACGUGUUAUUGUGAUCAACACUGGUUUAUACGGAAAACGACACUGCACUCUUGUGGGGCCUCGUACCGAACAAUCACGGACUCUCGAGCCUGGUCCUAUAAAACACACAUUCUCACUUUCGGUAUUAAUAUUACUCGGUUUGAGAAGUGGAACUUCACAUAAUUACAGAAAAACUACUUUUUGUAGUGGUGUCGGUCUUGUUUAUUCGCAAACUGGGAUCUACAAUUUUGAACGAAAUGUCAUGCAGGGAAAGGAAGUUCGUCUCCAUGUUAGUUUGUCUUGUAAUGACUUUUAUAGUCUGUGAUUCUGUACCUGUAUACACGGAUCUUUUGAUGAACCCGGAUGAUAUUUCUACACUCGUCAAAGCUGCGAGCUUUCUGGCUGAUUACGGCUUUAUUUCACCGGAUAAGGGAAACGCCCCUCCAGACCGAAUGGACGUAGCGGAAAUGACCAUAGCUGUAAAGAAGAUGCAGAAAUACGCAGCGGUCAACCAGACGGGUCGACUUGACCAGGCUACCGUGAAGAUGAUGAAGACGGCCCGAUGUGGUGUGCACGAUGAACCUGAUGAAUUAAUGGAUACGAGGAUAGAGAGUACAGACGCACCCGGAGAAGAAGGAAACCAACGGCACAAGAGAUACGCCGUGGCUGGUUUGAAAUAUAAAUGGGACAAAACGAAUCUUAAAUACAAGAUAACUAAUUACCCAGACAGCUCAAAGUCCCGAAUCACCCCAGCUCAGGUAGAGCAAGAUACAGAAAGGGCAUUUCAACUGUGGAGUGACGUCACACCUCUGUCCUUCGCUAAGGUAGAGGGGGACGAACAAGCCGAUUUGAAUAUUUUAUUUGGCGCCUUUUACCACACCGAAAUAGUACGAGACCCGUUGUUUGACGGUCUGAAAGGGACACUGGGCCAUGCUUUCUACCCCAAUAGUGGUUGGGGAGACGCGGACGGUGAUGUGCAUCUGGAUGACUCUGAGGUAUUCACCCAUCAAGAACAUGCAGAAGGAACUGAUUACCUGUAUACGGUAACUCAUGAGAUAGGUCACGCUCUUGGGUUGGCUCAUGCUUCAGAAAAGAGCUCACUGAUGUUCCCCUACGACAAGGGUUAUAUCCCUGACCUCAGACUACCCAAAGAUGAUGUCCAAGGGAUUCAGCUUUUAUACGGACGGAAUCCAAGGGUUCUAGAUGUACCUGACGUGGUUCCAGAGCAUCCAAUAUGCAUCAUUGGUAUCCACAGCCUGACAAUGGUCAAGAAAAUACUCUACGUAUUCACAGGAAACAAGUUCUGGAAACUCUCGAUGUCUAAAAAUGUAAUCGGUCCGGAGGAAGGCACUUUAGCUAAGGACUACUUCCAUAAUGUUAAGGAUGGCUCGUCGGCUGUGUAUACACGAUGGGACGGUAAAACUGUCUUCUUUCGAGGUAGAAAUUACUGGAUCUACGAUGGCACGACAAAGGAGCAGAGAACACCUCUUAAAAUAGCUGAACUUGGAGUACCUAAGGGGCCUUCUGCAGUCAUGCAUGACAGCAAUGAACGACAUACAUACUUCUUCAAGUGGGCUAAGGUUUGGAAGUACGACGAGACAACCCUGAGCAUUGUAGAUGGUUUCCCCACGGCAGCUCACAAAGUAUUCCAAGGGUUGCCAGCAAAGAGCAGAGUACAAGCAGCAUUCGUUGAUAAAUCAGGUGCCAUAUAUCUUCUUGUUGGGCGUGAGUACUACCGGUUCGCGAAUGGGCAGGAGUUAGACCCCGGCUAUCCCAAAGAUUUCCUCGUUGAUUAUUUUGGCUGUCAGCCACAUUAGUCUACAUAACAAAGGUCCCAUUUGGAGACAACAGUUUUAUGUAAACUUUUUUUUUAUUAUAAACUUAUUAUAAAAUUAUAUUUGUUUAAAACAAGAAAACAGUUUUAUUGUGAAGUUAUUUCAGUAUUUAGACUUCGAUGAAUAUUAAUUUGCAUGAUUAAAAGUAAAUGAUACCAACGUCAAUUUAAGUAAAAAUCGGUCAAUUUGAUAAACACACUCACGCACUUUCCCCAAAUGUAUCAAAUUAUGGUUUCUUUUAAUAAGCAGGACAUAAUAACGCAUCAGAUUUCCUUUUCGUGAACACAUAAUUUUGUUUUUCUCAUCAGAUUCUUUUCAGUCAUUCCAUUUCGUUUUAGGCAUUCACAACUGCGUAACGCUGUGAUCGUUCUUGGGUGGAGUUUAUACUAUCUUUUUACACACUUGUGGCUGGCUUUUACGAAACUGAACGAAUCUUGCGGGCCUAGUUGACUAUUGAGUGAUCGUUCCGGCCAGUGACGGUUGAAUGUUGAUUUAAAGGAGCAUUAAUUUUGAAACGAAAUUGAAUGAGCUGCAAGAAAAUUAUUCCUAAAUAAUUUGAAUAUACUUUUUUUUAUAGAAAUCAAGAAAUGUGACCCAAUUAAUUACUUUGUACAUGAAUCGACAUGAACAAUUGGUUAAUUUAUACUAAACGUAAGUGUGUUGCAAUGCUGAUUUACAAAGCUUGUUAUUUCCAGAAAUUCCAGAAAGACAAUGCUGAUAUCGUGCUGUAGACAAAAGUGGGGUCAAGUUCACCACCUGUUUGUACCGGUCGAACGUACCUGCACUUGAACUUCCUAAUACAGCACGCUAUGAUACUAAAGUACAUGCACCCCCAUUAUCCGAAUCAAACACCCCUUAGCAUGACUCAAGGUAACCAGACACUUCAAAUUGUUCAUUAUUAAUAAACGAUUGCCAUGGCGACCCUUACAUCCGAGUAGGACCAGCUCGCUGUGACCGUCUCUUUAAGCUGAAGUCGCAGCAGUGGGUCUUGAUUCAUAUAGGAUUCAAGCAGUGGCGAAGAUCGAAAGAAAGGGCUUCGCCAAGUUCACGGAAUGAGAAACUGUUUUUCCAAGCCUGUCAGCUGGCCACAUUGACCUCAAUUCAUAUGACUUUAUAUGACAACUCAUCACUGUGUACUUUAACAAGUGUAUUCUGAUUCAAACGGUGAAAACAAUCAAUUAUGAUAUCCUAUUCCAGGAAAACUUCGUCCCUUCAAACACUUUCAUUAGUUUUUCUGGUUUAAGUUCAUGUGCGGACAUAUGGACCCAGUUUCAUAGAAAGUAGCUCGGCAC